GUGCCCGCCCCUCGCCGCCGCCUCCCGCCCGGCGCCGGGAGCGCGGCCGGGGCUCCAAGAUGGCUUUGGCCGGGCUGUGCUCGCUGCUGGCCGGCUGCUGCCUGGCCGCGGGCAGCGGCCCCGCCGAGGCGGCGGCGGAGGCGGCGGCCAAGGAGCUGGAGUGCAAGCUGAAGAGCAUCACGGUGUCGGCGCUGCCCUUCCUGCGGGAGAACGACCUCAGCAUCAUGCACGGCCCCUCGGCCGCCGAGCCCAAGCUGCUCUUCUCGGUGCGCAACGAUUUCCCCGGAGAGAUGGUGGUAGUGGAUGACCUGGAGAACACGGAGCUGCCGUACUUCGUGCUGGAGAUCUCGGGCAACACGGACGACAUCCCGCUGGUGCGCUGGCGGCAGCAGUGGCUGGAGAACGGCACCCUGCUCUUCCACAUCCACCACCAGGACGGGGCCCCCAACCUGCCCGGCUUCGACCCCACCGAGGAGCCCCAGACCGAGUCGGCCGAGGAGGAGCUCAGGAUCCUCCACAUCUCUGUCAUGGGAGGGAUGAUCGCCCUGCUGCUGUCCAUCCUGUGCCUGGUGAUGAUCCUGUACACCCGCCGCCGCUGGUGCAAGCGGCGCCGCGUGCCGCAGCCCCAGAAGAGCGCCAGCGCCGAGGCCGCCAACGAGAUCCACUACAUCCCCUCGGUGCUGAUCGGGGGCCACGGGCGCGAGAGCCUGCGCAACGCCCAGCGCGUGCAGGGCCACAACUCCAGCGGCACGCUCAGCAUCCGCGAGACGCCCAUCCUGGACGGCUACGAGUACGACAUCACCGACCUGCGGCACCACCUGCAGCGCGAGUGCAUGAACGGCGGCGAGGACUUCGCCAGCCAGGUCACCCGCACGCUGGACUCGCUGCAGGGCUGCAACGAGAAGGCCAGCAUGGACCUCACGCCAGGGAGUGACAACGCCAAGCUGUCCCUGAUGAACAAGUACAAGGACAACAUCAUUGCCACCAGCCCCGUGGACUCCAACCACCAGCAGGCCACGCUGCUGUCGCACACCUCCAGCAGCCAGCGCAAGCGCAUCAACAACAAGGCGCGAGUGUCCCCUGCAGCUGGCUCAGCCUUUCUCAACCCCGAGGGGGACUCAGGGACAGAGGCAGACACCGAUCCCCAGCUGACCUUCUACACGGACCCCUCGCGGAGCCGCCGGCGCAGCCGAGUGGGGUCCCCCCGGAGCCCCGUGAACAAGACCACGCUGACCCUCAUCAGUGUGACAAGCUGUGUCAUCAGCCUGGUGUGCUCUUCCCACAUGAACUGUCCCCUCGUCGUCAAGAUCACCCUCCAUGUCCCUGAGCACCUCAUCGCCGACGGGAGCCGGUUCAUCCUGCUGGAGGGGAGCCAGCUGGAUGCCAGUGACUGGCUGAACCCAGCACAGGUUGUCCUCUUCUCCCAGCAAAACUCCAGUGGGCCCUGGGCCCUGGACCUGUGUGCCCGGCGCCUCCUGGACCCCUGUGAGCACCAGUGUGACCCCGAGACUGGAGAAUGUCUCUGCUAUGAAGGUUACAUGAAGGACCCUGUGCACAAGCACCUCUGCAUCAGGAACGAGUGGGGAACGAACCAGGGGCCCUGGCCAUACACCAUCUUCCAGCGUGGCUUUGACUUGGUGCUGGGCGAGCAGCCUUCUGACAAGAUCUUUCGAUUCACCUACACCUUGGGCGAGGGCAUGUGGCUGCCCCUGAGCAAGAGCUUCGUCAUCCCACCAGCUGAGCUGGCCAUCAACCCCUCAGCCAAGUGCAAGACUGACAUGACGGUGAUGGAGGAUGCAGUGGAGGUCAGGGAAGAGCUGAUGACCUCAUCCUCCUUUGACAGCCUGGAGGUGCUGCUGGACUCCUUCGGGCCCGUUCGCGACUGCUCCCGGGACAACGGCGGCUGCAGCAAGAACUUCCGCUGCAUCUCGGACCGCAAGCUGGACUCCACGGGCUGUGUGUGCCCCACAGGACUGAGCCCCAUGAAGGAUGGCACGGGCUGCUACGACCGGCACGUGGGCGUGGACUGCUCUGACGGCUUCAACGGGGGCUGCGAGCAGCUGUGCCUGCAGCAGAUGGUGCCCCUGCCCGAGGACCCCCUGCUCUACAACAUCCUCAUGUUCUGUGGGUGCAUUGAGGACUACAAGCUGGGCGCGGACGGGCGCUCGUGCCAGCUGAUCUCAGAGUCGUGCCCUGAGGGCGGGGACUGCGGCGAGCCCCGCGAGCUGCCCAUGAACCAGACCCUCUUCGGGGAGCUCUUCUACGGCUACAACAACCACACCAGGGAGGUGGCACCAGGCCAGGUGCUCAAAGGGACCUUCAGGCAGAACAACUUUGCCCGGGGCCUGGAGCAGCAGCUGCCUGAUGGGCUGGUGGUGGCCACAGUGCCCUUGGAGAACCAGUGCCAAGAGGAGCUCUCUGACCCCACUCCCGACCCUGAGUUCCUCACUGGGAUGGUGAACUUCAGUGAGGUGUCUGGGUACCCCCUGCUGCAGCACUGGAAGGUGCAGUCUGUCAUGUACCACGUCCGGCUCAACCAGAUGACCAUCUCCCAGGCUUUCAGCAAUGCACUCCACUCUCUGGAUGGAGCCACCUCCCGUGCAGAUUUUGUGGCGCUGCUGGACCAGUUUGGCAACCACUACAUCCAAGAGGCCGUGUAUGGCUUUGAGGAGUCCUGCUCCAUCUGGUAUCCCAACAGGCAGGUCCAGCGGCAGCUCUGGCUGGAGUAUGAGGACAUCAGCAAAGGCAACUCUCCCUCGGAUGAGUCAGAGGAGCGGGAGCGGGACCCCAAGGUGCUGACGUUCCCCGAGUACAUCGCCAGCCUCUCGGAGUCGGGCACCAAGCGCGUGGCAGCCGGCGUGCGCAUGGAGUGCCAGAGCCGCGGGCGCUGCCCCUCCUCCUGCCCGCUGUGCCACGUCUCCUCCAGCCCCGACGUGCCAGCCGAGCCCAUCCUGCUGGAGGUCACCAAGGCAGCCCCGCUCUACGACCUGGUCACCAACAACCAGACCCAGCGGCUGCUGCAGGAGGCCACCAUGAGCUUGCUGUGGUGCUCGGGCAGUGGGGAUGUCAUCGAGGACUGGUGCCGCUGCGACUCCAGUGCCUUCGGGGCUGAUGGGCUGCCCACCUGUGCUCCUCUCCCACACCCAGUCCUGCGUCUCUCCACUGUGCAUGAGCCCAGCAGCACACUGGUGGUACUGGAGUGGGGCCACUCGGAGCCCCCCAUUGGGGUGCAGAUUGUGGACUACCUCCUCCGUCAAGAGAAGGUCACUGACAGAAUGGACCACUCCAAGGUGGAGACAGAGACAGUGCUGAGCUUUGUGGAUGACAUCAUCUCUGGUGCCAAGUCCCCCUGUGCCAUGCCAGCCCAAGUGCCUGACAGACUCUCCUCCACCAUCUCCCUCAUCAUCCGCUGCCUGGAGCCCGACACCACCUACAUGUUCACGCUCUGGGGAGUUGAUAACACAGGAAGACGUUCCAGGUCAAGUGAUGUGACAGUCAAGACGCCGUGCCCUGUGGUAGAUGAUGUGAAAGCUCAAGAAAUAGCAGACAAGAUCUACAACCUCUUCAAUGGCUACACGAGUGGCAAGGAGCAGCAGACAGCCUACAACACCCUGCUGGACCUGGGCUCCCCCAGCCUCCACCGAGUCCUCUACCACUACAACCAGCACUACGAGAGCUUUGGGGAGUUCACCUGGCGCUGUGAGGAUGAGCUGGGGCCCAGGAAGGCUGGCCUCAUCCUCUCGCAGCUGGGGGACCUCAGCAGCUGGUGCAAUGGCCUCCUGCAGGAGCCCAAGAUCAGCCUGCAGCGCUCCUCCCUCAAGUACCUGGCCUGCCGCUACAGCGAGAUCAAGCCCUAUGGGCUCGACUGGUCGGAGCUCAGCCGCGACCUCAGGAAGACGUGUGAGGAGCAGACGCUGAGUGUCCUGUACAAUGACUAUGGUGACAAGGACUACUGAGGCUUCUGGGCACCUGCUCUCAGGCUGGCCUUCCCAUGGGCCUUCCUGGGGGUUUUACACAUGGACCCAUGGAGGGGAGGGUGUCACUGAUGUUUCUGGAGAAUUUGGACUGGGGAGCAAAACCGGCUGCUCUGUGCAGGACUGACUCAGUAUUAGUUUCUUCUUCAAUUUGGCCAAAAGCCUUUCUAGUUAGAAGUCUUGUGGGACCCAGUUUUCUUGGUUUUGUUUUAUUCAUUUUGCCAAGAGGUUCCUCAGCAUUGGUGGAGAAGGCAGGCUGGGAGGGCACAGCCCUCUUCUCCUGCCCCAUCCCUGCCCUGGCUGUGAGGGCUGACUCCAAAGAUGGGCAACACCAGUCAUGGGAGAAACGUGGUGACACAGCCAGGAUGGGAGAGCAGGUGAUGCAGGCAAAAAUGGAGGCAGGGCAUGCAGGUCAGGUUGAGAUGCUUGUGGUUAUGGCUGAGCUGAUCAGACACUUGAAGGCCAGCGGGGCUGGGAUGGGGUUUUUUGCAAUUGUAAAGCAUGAGGUCGGGGUGACACCUGAGAGAGCAAUGGUGCUGUUGGUGGGCAAAGCUGGUGUGGUGUCAUCAGGUGGGGCGAAGAGGCAGGGGCAUUGUGACCCCAUCUCCUCAGGUUCUUCGGCCAUGGCCAAAACCCACAUGUGCUCCAAGAUGCAGAGUCCUCCAGAACAAAAGCAGCUUGGCCUCAGGGCCAGUAGUCAGCUGGACAUCAUGAGCUUUCUUCUUGAGGGACCACAUUCCUUGGAAGUCAACCUUAAAAUCUUUUCUAUUAUGUUUUUUUUUACCCACUGUAAUAAAAACUUAGAAGCAACAUCAAGCUGCUGCUGAGGAGAACUCAGCUAGGAGAGCAGCAGCCAGAUGACACAGACAAGAUGUUCUGCACCAGACACUUGCAGCUGUGGGAUAGCCAGGCUCUGGCUCUGGUUGGUGAGGGGAGAGGGAUGCAAGGUACCCCAAUGCCUUGGUGCAGGAUGGUGCUGAAGGUUCUGAUCCCAGAGAGGGCAUGGAGGACAGGCUUCUGGGGGUAUUGCUUGCCUGUGUUCAGGCUGACAUCUGCCUCUUCCUCUGUAACUUUUUUUUUUAAAGCUCGAGAGCUGGGGUUGUACUGGGACACUGGGUUUGGUUUGGAGUAAACGAUUCUCCAAAUCCCUGUCCCUGCUGAUGAUGUUGGAGGCAGAAAACAGGUUCCUUUUAGCUUCAGAUUCCUGCCUGGUUUGCAGAGGAGGCACCUCUGGACUUGCCAGCUGUGCACCUUUGAUCUAGACAAGACCAGAGCCCUACAGUGGGAUUUUUUACGAUGCCUCCAGAGAGAAAUUUCCUUUUCAUUUUUUUUCAGUCUUGGCAGGAACAGUCUUCAGCCUGUCUCAUAUGAUUUUCUGCCUCAUUCCUCCUCCUACCUGCCAAGGACAUGGCUUGAAUAUUUGUGUGGUGCUGAGAGGGAGGCGGCUGUGCUCUGCACCCCGUCACUGCCGACAGCGCUGCAGCACCGGAUUCUCCCAACAGCAGCUCUGUAUCUUCCUGCAGGACCACACUGUGCUUUGCUCUCUCCUUCUUAUGGGCAGACAUCUCUCCAGGGGCAGCUGGCCUGGACUGGGGAGCUGCUGGGAGCAGCCACCGUCAGUCAGUAUGACCUGGGCAUCCCUGUGUCAUUGCUGUAUUGUGUGUCUGGCAGGGGUCAUCAGACAAACGUUUGCUCUGUGCAAGAAGGAAGUCUUCUGGAUCCUUUUGGAUUUUUCUCAUGUGUUUGUCCUUAUAUUUUGAUGUGCCUGAUGCUGCCAAGGGCUUAGGGCUCAGAGUGAGACCAGUGCCACCUCCACGCACAGGUAUAGAUGGGCAGGUGAUCUGUACUGAGUCAUCACUCCUUUUCCUUUUAGCGAGGCUCGUGGCCAAGACACUUCUGUUUAUCCUUUUGCUUAUCCCAGCAGAUGCUGAGACAACUUUUAACUUCCGGCCAGGCAGCCAUCCAGCCAUGGGCAAAGGGCACCUCCGCUCAACGCCUCAAAGGGAUGUUUGAAGGAAGGCUGCUCUGGCCCAAACACCAGCUGGUUUCUCGCCAAGUAAUACCGUGUACAUGGCCUUUAUGUGAAAUGCAGACUGUUUUCCUUUGGGUAGCAGACUCCUCUCUUUUAUUGCUUACUAGGUGCAGCAGCAAGGACAGGAGCAGUGCUGUCUGCCAGCCACUCGCUGUGACACUGCCAGGAAAACCCUGCACACCCCAUGCAUUCACACCUGCCUAGGUUACUUUUUCAUCCGGCCCCAAGAUUUACACCGAGGCUCUGCAGAUAUUUCUGUUCUGCUUCUGUGCUGACACUUCAAAGCCCUUGCGUGGGCAACCAAAGCCGUGCAGCAUCAUCAGCCAGCUGGGCUGGGCUCUGCUCCAUGGGUCCUGGCUUCUCCAUGGGCUGGGCUUUGGAGAGUGAGGGGAAAGCCAUCCCUCCUUUGGGGUCCUUUGGCAGCACCCUUGCACAGCUGGAUGGGGCUCAGCACCCUCACCCUGUGACAGACUGUGCAGGCUGCUGGCAGGGCUGUGCUCUGAUGAUUUGCCCACCGUGGUGCCCCUGCAGCUGCUGUGCUGGCAGGGCCUGGCAGCCUGGCACAUCUGUGGGGCCAUUUUCACAGUGACCCUGGCUUUGUGAGGGCUUCCUUCUUGGUUUCCUCACUCUAGCUUUGCAAGUCAGAACCUUGCCCAAGCUUGGAUUUUCUUGCCCAAGCCUCUCAGCUACCACAUGAGUCCCUCUCAGACAAAUGCCAGCAGCCACCAUGGGGUACCAGACCAAUCCAGCAUGGGGGCUGUCCCUUGCUGCAGACCUGGCCUUGGUGAGAUGUGCUGUGUGGGGCUUGCUCACCCAAAACAGGCGUGCCCUGGUCUAGUGGAAGGUGUCCCUGUCCACGGCAGCAGGGUUGGUACCCAAUCCUCAUUAAGGUCCCCUCCAACCUAACCCAUUCUGUGUCUCUGAUUCCUGCAGAGCUGAUACCACCCACAUCUGCUGCAGGGUCCUACUGUUGGGCCUGCACAAUAUUUUCUCUUGGACUCCUGAUUCUUCCCAAACUGCCAACAACAGGAGAACUGCUUUCCAACCAUUUCUGCAACCUCCUUCACCCCCCCGCCCUUUCUUUUUGUUUUAUUUCUGCAUUAAUGAGCAAUCAUUCACCUGAGAUGAACCUCUGGGUCGUUAACUUUUUUUUGCUGCGUCCGUACCCCUGUAAUAGCAUUACUACCUUUUCCUUGUCGUGGAGUUAUUUAACAUAUAAAACAGUUUGGUCCUUUUCUUUACAAAGAUGGCUACAAUUCAUGUUCCUUGAUGUUCUAUUAAACCUCUAAUGUGACGUUUUACUACUGUAGAUUGAAAGUAGGGUGCUUUAGGGUGAGAUAGCCAUGUGGCAAGAAAUACAAAACCCUUCUGGAUUACUUAAAAAAAAUGAAUUUAAAAAAAAGGUUUUAAACAACAGCAACAAAAAUCAUUGUACCACUAUGUAAAACUCCAGAUGAUAAUUUAACUGACUAUUAAAAGGAGCUGUUAGUAA
Molecule: messenger RNA, 7498 nt
Organism: Zonotrichia leucophrys gambelii
Lineage: Eukaryota; Metazoa; Chordata; Aves; Passeriformes; Passerellidae
Gene: ASTN1
Product: astrotactin 1
Exons: 23
Coding region: 60-3956 (1298 amino acids)
Biological process (GO): neuron migration; neuron cell-cell adhesion
Cellular component (GO): endosome; membrane
Molecular function (GO): protein binding
Source: RefSeq, a predicted model, not a curated record